Messenger RNA from Uloborus diversus, 2845 nucleotides. RefSeq names its product glucosidase 2 subunit beta-like. The coding region runs from base 1 to 1452 and encodes 483 amino acids. The record is from RefSeq and is a predicted model, not a curated record. Gene Ontology annotation, molecular function: calcium ion binding. Gene Ontology annotation, cellular component: glucosidase II complex. The transcript has 15 exons. NCBI's taxonomy places the organism in Eukaryota, Metazoa, Arthropoda, Arachnida, Araneae, Uloboridae. Gene Ontology annotation, biological process: N-glycan processing.
AUGCACCAGGAUGGUAAAAGAGUCGCGGGAAAAAGAACUUCUGCUUGUGAACUGGCUGUUUUUCAUUGCAUAAACUCUGGGCACAUAUCAAUCAACAUUCCUUCAUCAAGAGUAAAUGAUAACAUUUGUGAUUGUUGUGAUGGCAGUGAUGAAUAUAAUAGCACUGCUGAUUGUGUGAAUACUUGUUUAGAACUUGGCCGACAAGCAAGAGAAGAGGAGCAGAAGCUGCAAGAGUUGUAUGAACAAGGCUUUGCUUUGAGGCAGCAGUAUGCAGUUCAAGGUAAACAAAUAGAAGAAAACAAUAAAGUGCAGUUAGAAAAUUUGAAAAAAGUAGAAAUUGAAGAAGAGAAAAAUAAAGCCGAAAAGGAAGCUAUUAAAAAUGAAGCUGAAGAUAAAGAAAAGGCUGCCUUAUCUGCUUAUAACUCUGCAAAAGAAGAACAAAGGAAGAAACAAGAAGAAUUAGAAAUGAUUCAGCACCAAGAAAUGGAACGAAAACUGGCAGAAACUGCUUUUCAUGAACUAGAUCUCAACCAAGAUGGCUUAUUGUCCUAUGAUGAGCUUCAAAAAUUUCCUAAAUUUGAUAGCAAUCAUGAUGGUAUUGUUUCCGAAGAUGAAGCUAAGUUUUUCUUACACAUGAAAGAUUUUUUGCUCCUUGAUGAAUUUAUUACAACUGGCUGGAUGAUCAUGAAACCUAUUUAUUUAUCAGAAAAUGAAGCAGCUGGUGAUGCGUCUACCAGUGAAGGUACAGAGGAAGAGACUCUAGGACAACCAGAAAUGGAACCAGAAGCAAAUGUUGGCCAAGAAGAAUCAGAUGAUGAGACAUACAAUCCAGACGAAGAAAAUCCUGAAGAGGAAGAUCUCAUAGAUGAUGAAGUGGAAACACCACCAUCUUUUCCUCCAAAAGAUACCACAGAAGAUGUAAAAUCGGAAGAAUCAGAAUAUGAUGAAGAAACUCGCCAGCUUGUUGAUGCUGCUAGAGAUGCCAGACAGAAAUUUAAAGAAUCUGUUGAUGCCCUGGAUAAAAUUAAAGAUGAAAUAAGAAAACUGCAGACAGAUCUUGAUUCAGAUUUUGGGAAAGAUAGAGAAUUUGCUGCACUCAAAGGGCAGUGUUUUGAUUUUGAUGAUCGAGAGUACACAUACAGGUUUUGCCCCUUUGACAAAGCUAGUCAAAUUUCUAAAUCUGGAGGAUCUGAUGUUAGUUUAGGGCGCUGGGGUUCUUGGGUAGGACCUGAAGAAAAUAGGUAUUCAAAAAUGAGGUAUGACAAUGGACAAACAUGUUGGAAUGGACCAGCAAGAUCAGUUGUGGUGCUUCUUCACUGUGGACUGGAAAAUAAACUGUUAUCCUCCAGUGAACCUAAUCGAUGUGAAUAUCUCUUUGAAUUCAGUACUCCAGCCAUGUGUGCUUUACAUGAAAAUGUUUCUCAAACUGAGCAUCAACACACGGAACUUUAGAGCACUAUGUAUUUGUGUAAGAUUUUAGAAUACUUGAAAAAUAUUACUGUAAUAGUCACACAAAUUUCUUUAUAUUUUUAUCUACAUGAGAAACACUUAUAUAAUGGUUUUUGUGUUGUAUCACUCUAAUACUAUUUUUACAAAUCGACUUGUGAUAUUCUUGUACAAUGGUGGUUCAGAUUUUAUUUCUGGAAGCAAGUAAAUGGUUUUCAAUCAAAGAUUUUUCAUGCGAACAUUAAACUAGUUUUAAAAUAAAUGUCAAAAGAAAGUCGCUGAAAUCACAGAAAAAUCCUCUUGAUCUGAACCAUUUAUAUUAGUUAUUAAAGUCUUCAAUUUAAAUAGGUUUCGAACCUUCUCAAAUACAGAUUUAACACACAAACAUUUCAUAUUUUUUUUCUUUUCAAUUGUUCUAUAAAACAUUUGUCAGUUUUUAGUAGCAUCAAUAUUUUAUUUUUGCAGCUUAAAUUCCUAAGUUACAUCAAGAAAUGCAUACAAGCGCUGUGAAAUUUCAAUUUCAAAAACGUAAACAUUGUCACCUUUGUUUUGGCACUUAGUGCCCCAUUUCUUUGUGCUUUUGAACUAAUGUAUUUUAUGUGCACUGAAGCUGUAUUUCACAAAGAAAUUCUGAAAAAACUUUCUGAGGUAAUGGUUCAACAUGAAGCAAGCACAAACUUUGCAUUUUUUCCGCAAGAUUCUAUGGCUGAGACAAUGAUAGAAAAAUUGUCAAGCUUCUUUCAAAUUGUUUUACAUGAAAACAAAUAUAUGUUUGUAAAUACUAAUUUUUGUAAAAAUAUCAAAGUUAUAGCAGUACUAUAAAUCCAUAUUAAAAUGUUAUAUCAGAGCAAGAAAUGCUUUAAUUGUUGCGAAACAUCUUAUGGAUUUUUUAAUUCUUAAACUGAUUUUGUUUUCUGUUUUCUUAUUGUACUGUGUGAAAAUGAUAUUUCCUAUAGUAUUUUUUAAUUUAUUUUGGUCAUAAUGGGUGUGAUAUAAAAUACUAUUAUGAUUAUAAUGUUUUUCAAACAGAUUUAAAAUAUUCUAAGAAAUUUUGUACUAAUAUUUUUUAAAAACGUUUGUGUACUGACAUUGUUUUCUGAUUGAAGCCCGGGCCUUAUCAAAUAGUCUAAAAUUAUAAUCAAGUAAGAAAAUUGUGAUUUAUUCCAAUUAAUUUGCCAUCAUUGUGAUUAUAACUAGACAUUGAUAGCAAAUUACAGUUUUUCAUUGGUUACUGUUACAGCAGAUGAAAACUCUGUCAAAAAUGUCAAUAUUUUAUUGAAAAUAAAAUUUAAGUUUGAUGUUCUUAUUAGUAUAACAAAUGUUUUUGUAUUUUACUACUCAGAAAGCCUACUUAUACCUAAUUUAUAAGAAGUCUUUACUGUGCACUGAAAUUGUUUGU